Microthlaspi erraticum is the source of this 948-nucleotide messenger RNA. The record is from the annotation of a GenBank genome assembly. Lineage: Eukaryota; Viridiplantae; Streptophyta; Magnoliopsida; Brassicales; Brassicaceae.
AUGUCAGAAAUUGUACAACCAAAUCUCCAAUCCAAAAAGACAACCAAUUUUGAUGAUGAGAACGGCACUUGUUUCGACACAACCUCGAUUACUUCUUGCCGGACAUCGAUUCUUCAGAUGGGUUUUCCAUCGGAGAGCGAAGAGAUCAUCAGGGAGAUGAUCGAGAAAGAGAGACAACAUUCGCCGAGAGAUGAUUACCUCAAGAGACUGAGAAAUGGAGAUUUGGAUUUGAAUGUCAGAAAUCAAUCCCUUGAUUGGAUUUGGAAGGCUUGUGAGGAACUUCAGUUUGGACCACUGUGUAUGUGCCUAGCAAUUAACUACUUGGAUCGUUUCUUAUCUGUUCAUGAUUUGCCUAGUGGAAAAUCUUGGACUGUGCGAUUGUUGGCUGUGGCUUGUUUAUCCUUGGCAGCCAAAAUAGAGGAAAUUAAAGUUCCAGAGUUAAUACAUCUACAGGUUGGAGAUCCAUGGUUCAUGUUUGAGCCUAAAACAGUCCAAAGGAUGGAACUUUUGGUGUUGAACGUGUUGGGAUGGAGGUUACGUGCCGUGACGCCGUGCUCUUACAUAAGGUACUUGCUGAGUAAGAUCAAUGGCUAUGGCUAUGAUCAAGAACCAUCCAGCAGAUUGAUAUUAAGAUCACUACAAGUGAUAGCCACCACAACCAAAGGUAUUGACUUUUUGGAGUUUAGAGCUUCAGAGAUAGCUGCUGCAGUUGCUCUUUCUGUUUCUGGAGAACUUCACACAUUACACUCUGGCAAAUUCUCCUUCUAUUCUUUCUUCUCACACCUUGAAAAGGAGAGAGUGAAGAAGAUUGGUGAAAUGAUAGAGAGAGAUUGGUCGCCUUCAUGUUCAGAAACACCCAAUUAUGCAGUCUUACAAUUUAAGACUCAUCAUCAUUCUCACUCUCUUUCUACUACUUCUGUUUCCUCUUCCCUCACUUCUCUUUCUUAA